Acaulospora colombiana is the source of this 277-nucleotide messenger RNA. The record is from the annotation of a GenBank genome assembly. NCBI's taxonomy places the organism in Eukaryota, Fungi, Glomeromycota, Glomeromycetes, Diversisporales, Acaulosporaceae.
AUUGGAUUCCUUGGAUAGAAGCUCAGUAGAUGGCUUUGUCAGGGGUAGAUGCCCAGUGGAGGGGUCCAGUAAAGAAAUGAUGGCUCCCAUCAUUAGUAGUAUGAGUAGACACCUAUUAGUAUUCAAGGUAGCUAUAAUCUCUAGGAAGCACGACAAGAUAUCCAGUAGCACUACUAGUGAUCUAUCGGAGAGCUACCUAAUGCUACUGGGAUAUGGGAAUCUAGUGGACACUACCUGUCACUACUGGGCACUACUCGUCCAGGGCCCAAUUUCCUGA